This is a messenger RNA of Platichthys flesus (European flounder), 2146 nucleotides long. RefSeq names its product complement C1q-like protein 2. The transcript has 5 exons. The record is from RefSeq and is a predicted model, not a curated record. Gene Ontology annotation, molecular function: protein binding. NCBI's taxonomy places the organism in Eukaryota, Metazoa, Chordata, Actinopteri, Pleuronectiformes, Pleuronectidae. Bases 1085 to 1894 code for a protein of 269 amino acids.
UUUUUGCGUUGAACAUGGCUCAUAACGCCAACCAGUUUCUUUAAACCCUCUUGGACCUUGCAGCUUCAAUGCUUUCGUAGAGUCCACCAUUUGGGACGUUUCUACCACAUGACAUUCAUGUGUUUUUUAUAAAGUUAACAUGUGAUUAAAUGGGGCUCCAAGGUUCUUUGUCGCACAAAGUAAAAUGCUGUUUUAGGUGUUGGUACCGACAAUUCAUGUAAAUUGAAUCAAAUCAUCGGUGGUCUCCGUCUUCAUUGGCUUCAUAUAUGAUUUUUUUUUUUUUUAUAACAGUGGUUAGGUUUGAGGUAACAAGCCAAUAGGAGUCCCCCUGUUUUUUUUUCUGGUUCAUUUAAACAUUGUAAUAGAUUACUUUUUGCAAAAGUUGUGUGAGAUAUCGGGAGAUCAGACCUGUGUCUUGACGUGGUCACGACAGGGUUUGGGUAACCGGUGGGGGGGCAGUGGCUGAGGGGUAGAGUGGUCGUCCUUUGUCCAGAACGUUGGCGGUUCAAUCCACAGUCUUCCGCAUCUGCAAGCCGAAGUGUCCUUGGGCAGCAGCAGUGUCCUUGGGCAGCAGCAGUUACGAGUAAAUUAUACUGCAGCAGUUCCGAGUACUCGUAACCUCCACUAGAUUUGUUUCCAGCAUUGCUUUGUUUCCUUUCAAAAACCAGACUUUAUCCCACUGAUCAAUUUAUUGAGGAAGCGGAAAAAGAAAAAUGUUCUUUAUGACACCCAGACCAUUGUUUUCUCCUAGGGUUGGUUUAUCUCAGCCAUCAACGACCCCUAGAUUUAGAUAUGACCUUAUGACGUUAAUGUUUAAUCCGGUGGAGAGGGAAAUUCAGUCUGUCAAUAUCGACAGACUUAACAGCAUAACAAGGAAUGACUCCAGCCUGUCUGUGGAGGUAUCAUACACAGGUAAAUUAUUACCAUUUAUGUGGUGUGUUUAUAAGUCAGAAGAAUAAUCUUAACUAUCACCUUCACUUGUUCCUGAGUGACUCCUGGCAAUGAUUGAUAAGGAUACGACAUUACUUAAGGAUGGGGUUAGUACAGAUGCUACAAAGCUGAACUGGACACUGCCAGUCUGAGGAUGGAGGUGACAUUGUUUUUUCCCCUGCUGCUGCUGAUCUGCUCUCACUCCACAGCUCAGCCUCAACCAGAGUCUGACAAUGACUUAACUCCUGUUGGAGAUAACCAGACGAGGCAACCUGCAAACGUUUCUCUGACCACAUCCACUUGCCCACAGGACAUCCAUGCCGUGCUGAGAGAAAUGAGCGGCUUGUUGGGUGAGCAGAGGGUGGAGCUGAGGCACCUACAGCGAGAGAAUGAUGCACAAGUAGCAAAGCUGAGGGAGCUGGAGAAAUUGCAGAGGGAGCUGGGGAAAUUGAGCCAACAGGUCAAAGAACAGGCAGGAGAACUGACGGCCAUUAAAGCAGGGACAAACGUGACUGAAAACCAGGUAGAGGCUCUGAGGAGAGACACGGAAGUCAAACGCGUGGCAUUCACCGCCGCUCUGGCUUCAGAUAGAACAACCAUCGGACCAUUUAAUACAGACACUAAUCUGGUCUUCAGACAAGUCAUUACAAAUAUUGGAAAUGCCUACAACCCGAACACAGGUUCUUUCACUGCACCGGUGAAAGGAGCCUACCACUUUGAGCUCCAUAUAGCUGCACAUGGAGAUCCUUCAUAUCCUUCAUCUGCUUGGUUGGUCAGAAAUAGACAUGUUAUUUGUAUGGCAUAUGAGCAUCAGCCAUCCCAUUUUGGGAGUUCUGCUAAUGGCGUCACGCUGCUGUUAGAGGUCGGAGAUGUUUUGUUUUUGCGUCUGCAGACUAACUCAAGGGUAUUUGACAAUGAACAUAACCAUAGCACCUUCAGUGGUCAUCUGCUUUUCACCAUGUGAGGGGAAAAGUCCUGUUUCUUCAGCUGUAUGUUACUGUAUUAUUACAAAAUAUAAUUCGAAACAAUAAUAACUAAAUCUUAUAAUUCAAGAUAACCAAUUUGAUAAAAGUAUAUAUAUAGCAGUGAUAAUUGGGGACAUUUCUUUAACAUGUGAUCAAUUAAGUUUUAAAAUCUAAAUGUUGUAAUUAUGAACUGAAACUAGACUUGUGAACUGAAACUAGACUUGAUAGCCUGAUAUCAAUGUCAAUGAUUA